GUCGUCACUGCCCUUUGGACAAUUUUGUAGAAUCUGUUCACGGGAGAGAUAUUAGUUCUUCUUCUAUUCUAUUUUUUUUUUCAUUUUCUUUACAUUCUCUUUGACGGGACUAGCUAGGGACCAACACCUCUGAGAGAAUCUUCUCUUAUCCUCCUCAGAUACCCCCACCAUCGCCUUCCAUUCACUGAGCUACCUUGACUCCUAACUACCCCAUGUAUAGAUAUCGGGGAAGUAGUUAAGUUGUCCUUUCUCGUACUCAAAAUGUCAUCUCGGGCGCUGCGAAAGCUGCAGAAGCAGAGUGAAUUAGUAAACCAAGAAGAGCAAGAUAGCUCGAGCGGUGAAGAAACCGAGGCCGUCGUUCCAAAACCAAAAGCCAAUGCAUUUGAUUUGUUGAAUGCCUUCGAUGAAGAUGAAAACGAGGAAGCUUCUGAUCCUGAGAUAGAAGCGGGUUCUGAACCUACACCCGCAGAUAUAUCUCCGGCAAAUAGUACGGAGGCAUCGAAAAAGAAAAGAAAGAAAAAGAAGAAGAAGAAGAACACACCGCAAAAGUCAUCUUCCAAACCGGAUACACAUGACAAUGAAGAGCUCGAUGAUAUUGAUCGGGCUUUGAAAGAGCUAUCAACAAAAAAUGAUACCAUCACCACACCGAAUAAACCUUCGGCGAGAGACGCACCGACUCCAAGUCAACGAUUCCCUAAGUCACCUGAGGAAGUCCUUACUAUUGAUCCGAAGUCGCUUAAUGCAAUAAAUGAGAUGCGAAAACUGUUUGGGAACGUUGUUCUUGAGUCAUUCGUGAAUGAUGAAACUUCUAGCUCUGGGCGUCGGCGUGAAAGACAACGAGAGACGAUAGAUUUGGGUCGCGCUUUAAGUGGUCGAUAUAGUCCUGCAAGUAGGGGACAAAGUCUUGCUGGUGUGACAUUAAGGAAGAACGUUCUCAUGCAAGGAAAAGAUGAAUGGCCGCGGGCAACAAGUGGUGGUUUAGGAAUGGAGCUUUCCCAGAAAUUACCCAACGACAAUACGUUGUAUAAACUCCUCCACAAUCAAUUAUACGAAAAUGUUCAAAUGCAAUUUGAUAUGUGUGUGGAGUCUAUGGAUCCUCAGAGACUCAUUCAUCUCCUACAAUACAAUCCAUAUCACAUAUCAACAUUACUUCAAGUAUCGGAAAUAGCCAAACACCAGAGUGACCAUGCUGUGUCGGCCGACCUCCUCGAACGAGCAUUGUUCAAUAUUGGACGCUCCGCCCACUCUUCGUUUGCGAGCCAAUUACAGCAAGGAAAGGCCAAUUUAGAUUUCAUGGUGACUGAAAAUCGAGAGUUAUGGCUUGUUGGUUGGAGAUACAUCUUAAACCUAGGAAUGAAAGGAACUUGGAGGACGGCUUAUGAAUGGGCGAAGCUACUUCUAAGUCUUGAUACUAAGGACCCUUACUGUAUGAGGUUGUUGAUUGACCAGCUUGCCCUCCGAGGCCGGCAAUACGAGCACUUCAUCUCACUUUGCACCGAGACGAUUUUUAGUGAAGAGUGGAAAGACUUUCCUAAUGUACAAUGCUCGCUAUCGUUAGCGUACUUGCGGCUGAAUAAACCGCAAGAUGCUCGGCAACAGCUUCGCCUAGCAAUGUCACGUUACCCGUGGGUUUUCAGCCGACUGGCCCAGGAAUUGGAUAUUCAGCCGAUUCCGAAGAGAAUCUGGGGUAAAAUCCCCCCAGCACAGUCUCACGAACUUCUUACCGAACUCUACAUUUCUCGUGCUAAGGAUCUUUGGAAUACGCCGGAAGUUGUUUCGCUUGUUGUCGAGAUUGCAGAUAUGUUGUCAGAAGAUGACGAGCGGGUUGAACCGCCGGAAAUAACUCUUGAUAUUGCUCGUCACGUCGUGCUCUCCGAUAUUCCAAAGGUCACAACCCAUCUACCAACACGAUUCACCUCUGGAAAGAUUUCGGCGUCCGACCCUCUUCCUCCAUAUGAUUCAGAAGCUUUCCGUCAACAGGCAGACCCAACACCUUCCUACCUGUCACGAGUACCCGAAAUAGCUCGUCCUCAAUGGUUGAGGGAUUUCUUAGGUAGAAUAAAUGAUGAUGGGGCUAAUAUGCUUGAAGAAGAUAUCAGCGACGAAGAAGUCAUUCCAGAACUAGCAUCCGGUGAAGAUGAUGUCAGCCCUUACCCCCCAUCUGGAGAAAACCAAGAAGAGCUCAGGGCGUGGCUACUUGAUACGGGCAUACCGCCUUUGCAAACGUUUCUGCGCCAAUAUGGGGUGGAUCGAGGUAACUGGUCUGGCGUCGUUGAAGACGACCCCUUAACAUCGUAUGUAGAAGGUCUGUUAGCCAUCAAUCCUCCCUCAGAUAGACAGGAACUGCUUCACGGGCCGAUCAGAAGCUUUUUGGGUGAUAUGGCGAUCGAAUUACUUCAGGCGGUUCUACUGGAUUACGAAGAAGACGCGCAUUUGAGGUGACUAGCUGAACACAUGUGACAAAACGGAAGAUAUUAUAGUAUCAACGAGUUAAAAACCAAACCCGAGCUACAUUUACAAUUAGUGUGUUUAAAUAUCUGGCAUCAUAAUGUUCCUUUUAUUUUCAUCAUCAUC
Talaromyces proteolyticus is the source of this 2574-nucleotide messenger RNA. RefSeq names its product Nulp1-pending protein. The record is from RefSeq and is a predicted model, not a curated record. The transcript is spliced from 2 exons. Gene Ontology annotation, cellular component: RQC complex. Bases 262 to 2442 code for a protein of 726 amino acids. Gene Ontology annotation, biological process: ribosome-associated ubiquitin-dependent protein catabolic process; rescue of stalled cytosolic ribosome. Gene Ontology annotation, molecular function: protein binding. Lineage: Eukaryota; Fungi; Ascomycota; Eurotiomycetes; Eurotiales; Trichocomaceae.